AUGACACAGUUGCUUCUGCUCACUGUGGCUCUCCUGGUCCUGGCUCAUGUGCCACCAGGGAGAAGUGAAUUCAAACGGUGUUGGAAGGGCCAAGGAAUCUGCCGAACUUACUGCACAAGGCAAGAAUCCUAUAUGCACCUGUGCCCAGAUGCUUCCUUGUGCUGUCUCUCCUAUGUUUUCAAGCCUCCACGAGCCCCCAAGAAUGAGUAUGAUUAGCUGGUUCUAGGGCUGGCACACUUGCUGUUCAAUAAAACA
Otolemur garnettii (small-eared galago) is the source of this 255-nucleotide messenger RNA. RefSeq names its product defensin beta 124 (gene DEFB124). The record is from RefSeq and is a predicted model, not a curated record. Gene Ontology annotation, biological process: innate immune response; positive regulation of monocyte chemotaxis; positive regulation of chemokine (C-C motif) ligand 5 production. Gene Ontology annotation, cellular component: extracellular region. The transcript has 2 exons. Lineage: Eukaryota; Metazoa; Chordata; Mammalia; Primates; Galagidae. Bases 1 to 216 code for a protein of 71 amino acids.